AUGAGAUGCCCGCCAGGGAUAGUAGAAACUACCUAUUUAGUCUGUCUGCGCACCAAGCUCCCGGCAUAUCUCGGCCCCAUCUCUGGUCGGAGGAGACUAGUCAUCGAGUCUUUCAGGGGAGAAUCAAGGCACGGAGCGUCCGAUAUAUGCAGGGAUAAAUGGUUCGAAUCCAGGACUCGACGGUAG
Molecule: messenger RNA, 186 nt
Organism: Fusarium mangiferae
Lineage: Eukaryota; Fungi; Ascomycota; Sordariomycetes; Hypocreales; Nectriaceae
Exons: 2
Coding region: 1-186 (61 amino acids)
Source: RefSeq, a predicted model, not a curated record